Loa loa (African eye worm) is the source of this 1566-nucleotide messenger RNA. RefSeq lists its product as hypothetical. Gene Ontology annotation, biological process: nervous system process; regulation of membrane potential; signal transduction. Bases 69 to 866 code for a protein of 265 amino acids. The transcript is spliced from 5 exons. Gene Ontology annotation, cellular component: neuron projection; membrane; synapse. NCBI's taxonomy places the organism in Eukaryota, Metazoa, Nematoda, Chromadorea, Rhabditida, Onchocercidae. The record is from RefSeq and is a predicted model, not a curated record. Gene Ontology annotation, molecular function: chloride channel activity; neurotransmitter receptor activity; transmembrane signaling receptor activity.
AAAUGAUUCUUUUUUCUUCGGAAAAUUUACUUUAGCCUUAUCCUGCUGGUUUUUGGCAUGAAUUAACAAUGAAGUUUCAUUUUAAAAGACGCGCUGGAUGGUAUAUUCUGCAAGCUUAUCUUCCAACUUAUCUUACUAUUUGUAUAUCAUGGAUUUCAUUUGCUCUUGGUUCUAAAGCGAUACCAGCCCGAACAAUGUUGGGCGUUAAUUCACUUCUUGCAAUGACUUUUCAGUUUGGCAAUAUUAUAAGAAAUUUACCACGGGUCAGCUAUGUUAAGGCAAUAGAUGUUUGGAUGCUAAGCUGUAUGACUUUCGUAUUCUGUUCAUUAUUAGAGCUUGCCUGGGUCGGCUAUCUGAGUAGGGAAGAAGUGGACACAUCAAAACCGGUAAUAGCUAAGGUAUCGCCAACGACACAUCAGGAUGAUGAUAGUAUCAAAUUAAUGCAUCAAGACCGUUAUGAAACAAAUUCCUUACUUCCCAGACGGAGACCAGCUACUGAGGAAGACAAUGCAUUAAUAAGUCUUGCUCGUGGCAAUGAUUACGGUUACAUACCACCCGGUUAUGGUCUCAACGAUCAUUUGAAAGCAACUAUGGCUUCAAUAGCUGGUCCUUGUGGUUGCUUACAGCGAGAACCCAUCCCCAAUACAAAAUCCUACUCACCCAUCCCAAUGUCAUCAUACGACCCUGCUUCACUCUCUAAACAAAGGACCAUAUCAGUGGUGAAUGUGACAGCUACAACAAAAACUUCGCAAAAUGGUUUGAGCAUCAGCACUGCGGAGUCUGUUUCGGAAAGCAGAUGUGUGAGAUGCAUUUGCAUCACCUCUUACCGCUUGCAAAUAUGCUACCAAAAUAACUGGACCGGAUAAUCCUGGUAUCCUAAUGAUGCGUUUAUCAAACUCUUACAUCAUUAGUUUUUCAAAAUAGUGUGGUACUUUGAAAAAAAUUUUCAAAUGAUAUUUUCCAGGAGCAAGCAACACAAUAUAUUGAUAAGCUAUCAGCAGUAUUAUUUCCGACGCUGUUCAGUGUGUUUAAUAUUGCAUAUUGGUAUCAUUACCUCAAGGACUGAUAAAUUUUAUAUAUCAUUAUCCAACAAAUUCCUCAAUGGAAAAUAAUCGAUGAUAAGUUACCGAUUUCAUCAAGUCCGUUGUCAUAUCCGUUGUUGCAACGAUUGAGAAGGUCAAAUUAUUCAGUGCAUCAAAAUUACCAUGACGACAGGAUUCAAACAACAUUAAGGAACGACUCGCAUCGUUUCGUCCUUCCAUACAAAUUUACCAAAAGUCGGUGUGUUGGAAAGUGAUCAUUUCAUCAUAUAGAUUUCAUUGCUCAAUAUGCAUGCAUUGAUUAAAAGUAGUUUAAUUGUUUAUUAAUUUAAUUAAAUUUAAUCUUAUGAGUUUUUUAUUUGACCCAACCAACCGAUUUAUCGUUUAAGCCUUCUGCAUAGCACAACUACUUCAUCAUGCCGACCUCCGAUUUUUCAAGUUUUAACUUCCUAUUAACUAAAUUUUCAUUUCCGAUAAGGAAAUUGCAAAACCGUUUUUCAGCAAUAAAGAGAAGUUCCUCUUUUCC